GCGCUUAUUGCAAGAAGUGGAAUUUUAGAUUGUAAACAAAGUGCCGCUACAAAAGAAAACACGUUCGGACAUUAUUUAAUUAACCCAUAUAAAGGUUCGAUGCCAUAUAAAAACGCAAUAAGGAAUAUUUAAAGCGUCUAAAACCCAAGAAGGACCAUGGCCACCUUACAUAUUAUUGGCCUAAACGUUCCUGACGAGGAGAGCGACGAGCUGAAGAUUACGCCACUAGGUUCUGGACAGGAAGUGGGUCGAUCAUGUCACUUUUUAGAAUUCAAGGGCAAAAAAGUUCUUCUCGACUUUGGUAUUCACCCUGCGCUGACUGGGAUGAGUGCUUUGCCCUUUGUAGAUCACAUAGACCCAGAACAGAUUGAUCUGAUUCUUGUCUCCCAUUUUCACUUGGAUCAUGCGGGUGGACUGCCUUGGUUCCUCAUGAGAACUCGUUUUCGAGGUCGUUGUUAUAUGACUCAUCCUACGAAGGCAAUUUAUAAGUGGCUUUUGUCAGACUACAUCAAAGUCAGCAAUAUUGCGACUGAACACAUGCUCUACUCGGAAAGUGACCUUGAUUCUUCAUUAAACAAAAUAAAUGUCAUCAACUUCCACGAAGAAAAGGAGGUCAAUGGCAUCAAGUUUUGGUGUUACCAUGCUGGCCAUGUCCUCGGUGCUGCAAUGUUCAUGAUUCAGAUUGCGGGUGUGAAGCUGCUGUAUACUGGAGAUUUUUCAAGGCAAGAAGAUCGUCAUUUGAUGAUGGCAGAAAUUCCUCAGAUUCGACCAGAUGUUUUGAUGAUUGAAUCUACCUAUGGCGUCAGCAUCCAUGAACCAAGAGAAAGCAGAGAAUCCCGUUUUACAACAACAGUGCACACAAUUGUCAGCAGAGGGGGUCGGUGCCUGAUACCAGUGUUUGCGUUGGGUCGUGCACAGGAGCUGCUUUUAAUUUUAGAUGAAUACUGGCAAUUGCACCCUGAGUUACAUGAAAUUCCAAUAUAUGCAUCUGCCUUGGCUAAGAAAUGUAUGAGUGUCUACCAAACAUACACUCACGCUAUGAAUGAAAGAAUUCAGCGCCAGAUCUCUAUAAGUAAUCCAUUCCAGUUUAAGCAUAUAUCAAAUCUAAAGGGAAUGGACCAGUUUGAGGAUAUUGGUCCCUGUGUCAUCAUGGCCUCUCCUGGUAUGAUGCGUGGUCUAUCUAGGGAACUUUUUGAGAUAUGGUGUCCGGAUCCAAAGAAUGGUGUUAUAAUUGCAGGUUACUGUGUGGAAGGCACACUGGCAAAAGAAAUUUUAAAGGAACCCGAGGAAGUGACAACAAUGUCUGGUCAGCGGUUACCCAUGAAGUGUUCAGUAGAGUACAUAUCAUUCUCAGCCCACACUGAUUAUGAGCAGACUUCAACAUUUAUUAGAACCAUUCGUCCUCCAAAUGUGGUUUUGGUCCAUGGAGAGAUGACAGAAAUGUCUCGUCUGAAGUCUGCAGUGGAGCGGGAGUAUGAAGGAAUCACUAAAGACCCUGUCAGUGUUUACAACCCUAAGAAUCUUGAGACAAUAACUUUCCACUUUAGGGGUGAAAAAAUGGCCAAGGUUAUGGGAGACCUGGCUCUCAACAAGCCUAAAGAAACUAGCGUUGUAUCUGGUGUCCUUGUGAAGCGUAACUUUAAUUGCCACAUCAUUUCUCCCCAUGAAUUGGGCAAGUACAGCGAUCUCUCUGUAUCGCAAAUUAAUCAGAGAACGAGUAUCCACUACUCUGGAUCCUGGCAACUCCUUCAUUACUUGUUAGCUUCCAUGUAUGGGAAUGUAGAGGUGCUUGUCACAGAUACUGAAGAAAGCAAAAGCAUAAGAGUAUUUGAUUCUGUGACCAUCAUUCAGGAACCACCUUUGGUGUGGAUCGCAAGCCCAACAAGUGACAUGUAUGCUGAUGCUGUAAUGAAGGUCAUCUUAAAAGCUCAAGACCUCGAUGACAGUGGUGAAAUCAAUGUUCCCAAUCUCCCUGCUUCAGGCUUUGACAAAAUGCACUUCAAGGAAUGCCUGAUCGAGUUACUUCAGGAGUUAUUUGGAGAAGAUUCUGUUCCCAGAAUUUUUAAAGGGGAGAGACUGUAUGUGACAGUUAACAAGCUGAAGGCCAAUAUUGAUCUUACAAAUAUGAGUGUCACGUGUGAAAAUGAGAAGCUACAGAGGACAGUUCAGACUGCAGUGUCAAAACUUUACGAGUCUUUGUGUCCUGUGACAGUCUACACCAAAUAAAUUUUUAUGUGAAUUAUCUAAUUUUUCAAAAAUAUAUUCUUUGAUAGUUUUGUUGUUAA
Molecule: messenger RNA, 2285 nt
Organism: Macrobrachium nipponense
Lineage: Eukaryota; Metazoa; Arthropoda; Malacostraca; Decapoda; Palaemonidae
Product: cleavage and polyadenylation specificity factor subunit 3-like
Biological process (GO): mRNA 3'-end processing by stem-loop binding and cleavage
Cellular component (GO): mRNA cleavage and polyadenylation specificity factor complex
Molecular function (GO): RNA endonuclease activity; 5'-3' RNA exonuclease activity; RNA binding
Source: RefSeq, a predicted model, not a curated record